GAGGGAUUCCUGGAGAAGCUGCAGUGUGGGGAUGCUCUAGAAGAACGAGUUCGGCCCCCCAGUGUCUCUUCUCCUCUUCCUGCAGCGGCGGAGGCAGCAGUUAGUAGAGGCAACUUGAGGCUGCCCCCGGGGCAAGCUCCUAAGGGUGGUGCUCCGCUGCGAGGGGGGCCUCAGCGCCCCAAGGGGUGUGUGUAGGGUGGGGGCGGCCAGCUGGGACCAGCUGGUGGCCCUGGAAAACCUCCCACACACCCACACCCACACACCCCUUUUGUGUUGCAGGCUGCCCCUCUGAGAGCAGAGGCAGAGAGAAAGAGAGAGAGAGAAAGAGAGAGAGGAGAGAGAGUAAGCGUGUGGCUCCCACUGGUCCGCGCCAACAGAGCAGUGGGGACAGAGACCGGCACCACCUCCAGGUCCUCCCACCAGGAAGACAAGAAUUAGAGCUGAGCAACCACCGUCCACAUUCUGACCAGAAGAUUCGCCUGCUGCUUUGCUCUUGGAAAGUUCCCUUGAGCUGUCUGAUUAAGAUUUAAGCAAAGAAUUCAGAAAGUAAAAGUAACCCAGAAGUCCCCAGCGGAAUAUUUCACCUGAACCUAAAAUGGUGAGCGAGAGUCAUCACGAGGCCCUGGCGGCCCCACCUGUCACCACUGUUGCAACUGUUCUACCACAUAAUGCCACAGAGCCAGCCACUCCUGGGGAAGGGAAGGAAGAUGCCUUUUCUAAACUGAAGGAGAAGUUUAUGAAUGAGUUGCAUAAAAUUCCAUUGCCACCAUGGGCCUUAAUUGCCAUAGCCAUAGUUGCAGUCCUUUUAGUCCUCACCUGCUGCUUUUGUAUCUGUAAGAAAUGUUUGUUCAAAAAGAAAAACAAGAAGAAGGGAAAGGAAAAGGGAGGAAAGAAUGCCAUUAACAUGAAAGAUGUGAAAGACUUAGGGAAGACCAUGAAAGAUCAGGCCCUUAAGGAUGAUGAUGCUGAAACUGGAUUGACGGACGGUGAAGAAAAAGAAGAGCCCAAAGAAGAGGAGAAAUUAGGGAAGCUUCAAUAUUCACUGGACUAUGAUUUCCAGAAUAACCAGCUGCUGGUAGGGAUCAUCCAGGCUGCGGAGCUGCCCGCCUUAGACAUGGGCGGCACAUCCGAUCCUUACGUGAAAGUGUUUCUCCUGCCCGAUAAAAAGAAGAAAUUUGAGACGAAAGUCCACCGAAAAACCCUUAAUCCUGUCUUCAAUGAACAAUUCACGUUCAAGGUGCCAUACUCAGAAUUGGGUGGCAAAACCCUGGUGAUGGCUGUCUACGAUUUUGAUCGUUUCUCCAAGCAUGACAUCAUCGGAGAAUUCAAAGUCCCCAUGAACACAGUGGAUUUCGGUCAUGUAACUGAGGAAUGGCGUGAUCUGCAGAGUGCUGAGAAGGAAGAGCAAGAGAAACUGGGUGACAUCUGCUUCUCCCUCCGUUAUGUUCCGACUGCUGGUAAACUGACCGUUGUCAUUCUGGAGGCUAAGAACCUGAAGAAGAUGGAUGUGGGUGGCUUAUCUGAUCCUUAUGUGAAGAUCCACCUCAUGCAGAACGGCAAGAGGCUGAAGAAGAAGAAGACAACCAUUAAGAAGAACACACUGAACCCUUACUACAAUGAGUCCUUCAGCUUCGAAGUUCCAUUUGAGCAAAUCCAGAAAGUGCAAGUGGUGGUAACUGUUUUGGACUAUGACAAGAUUGGCAAGAACGAUGCCAUCGGCAAAGUCUUUGUGGGCUACAAUAGCACCGGCGCAGAGCUGCGGCACUGGUCGGACAUGCUGGCCAACCCCAGGCGACCCAUCGCCCAGUGGCACACCCUACAGGUGGAGGAGGAGGUGGAUGCCAUGCUGGCCGUCAAGAAGUAAAGGGAGGAGGAAGCCUUUCUGCGUUUGCCCACAUAGUGCUCUUUAGCCAGUAUCUGUAAAUACCUCAGUAAUAUGGUCCUUUCAUUUCUCCAGCCAUGUGUUCCUAACACAAUUCAGUGGUACUUCAAAUCCUGUUUUACUUUGCACAAAUUUAAGCGUAGAGAGCCCCCAUGCCCUUCCUAAUACCACUGCCCUCCAAAUCUACUCUUCUUUUAAGCAAUAUGAUGUGUAGAUAGAGCAUGACUGAAAUUAUUUAUUGUAUCACAUCGUUGUAUAUAUCAGUAUGCUAAAGAUUGAUUUCUAGUUUGUGUAUUUGUAUGUUGUAAGUGUUUCCUAAUCUGUGUAUAUCUAGAUGUUUUUAAUAAGAUGUUCUAUUUUAAACUAUGUAAAUUGACUGAGAUAUAGGAGAGCUGAUAAUAUAUUAUAUGGUAAAUAUAGUAUCGUCUGCAUUCCAGCAAAAAUAUCAACUUGUAAGGCACUAGUACGGUGAAACUGACAUCUUAAAGGACAACUUAAACCUGAGAUUUCUAUUGAACCAUUUGAGUAUCAAGAUAUGCCCACAGCACAUCUUUGGUGGGUGAAUCCAAUUUUAUAGAUUUCCUUCACAGGCAAGUAGUAUGUCCUGAGCGGCUCUAGGCUGACCUCAAGAAAGCAUAGCCACAAACUAGAAUAGCACCUGUCUAUUUUGUCUGCAAAGCUAAAGUCACAGCUUCACUCUGACGCUCAAGGAGGCAACUCGACAUAGUAAGUGAAUUCAUAUUACCACAUGCAGAGCAGCACACAAUGGUGUUCUCUGUGGGUGCACAUGUGCAAGUGUGUACGUGUUCGUGUGUGUGUGUAUGUGUGUGUGUGUGUGUGUGUGUGUGUGUGGUGCAUGCAUUUGUUUGGGGUGGGGCGGGGGAGGAGAAGCUGAGAGCAGUCAGAAUUUCUGAAAUAUUGCCUGACUAUUUAAACAGAAAACAAUAGCUCUCCAUUAUCACAUUCAUACAAACAUGUGCAUCCUCUGAAUUCUGACACAGAUUUCACACGAAUAGAGAGUCCAAAAGGUUUGCACAUGAGACUUUGUAACAAAAUAUUUUAUUAUACAAAACCAGAUUAGAAGGAAUGCAGAAUAUUUUUAACACAGUAAUCUGUGAUCAUUACAAAAAAAAUGACUUUAUGGUAAGCAGACAGUAUUGUAAUCCCAUCAAAAGAUGAAAACAAAAAAAAAAAAAACUUAAACAAAUUA
Jaculus jaculus (lesser Egyptian jerboa) is the source of this 3092-nucleotide messenger RNA. It is a transcript of the gene Syt1, whose product is annotated as synaptotagmin 1. Gene Ontology annotation, molecular function: calcium-dependent phospholipid binding; calcium ion binding; phosphatidylserine binding. Gene Ontology annotation, biological process: regulation of calcium ion-dependent exocytosis; cellular response to calcium ion; regulation of dopamine secretion. The transcript is spliced from 11 exons. The record is from RefSeq and is a predicted model, not a curated record. The coding region runs from base 596 to 1864 and encodes 422 amino acids. Gene Ontology annotation, cellular component: synaptic vesicle membrane; axon; dense core granule. NCBI's taxonomy places the organism in Eukaryota, Metazoa, Chordata, Mammalia, Rodentia, Dipodidae.